Molecule: messenger RNA, 912 nt
Organism: Scomber scombrus (Atlantic mackerel)
Lineage: Eukaryota; Metazoa; Chordata; Actinopteri; Scombriformes; Scombridae
Gene: reep5
Product: receptor accessory protein 5
Exons: 5
Coding region: 89-658 (189 amino acids)
Source: RefSeq, a predicted model, not a curated record
ACAGUCAAGUACAGGGUUGCAGGGGUGUCGCAGUUUGAGGCUGGACAACUUCAUAAUCAUCAGCAUCGUUGAAGAAGGAAGUGCAACCAUGGCGCAGGGCCUCAAAGAAAGAUUUGAACAGUUUCUCCAUGAAAAGAAUCUUCUUACAGAUGUUCUGGCAAAGAUCGAAGCAAAAACAGGAGUGAGCAGGACGUACAUCGCUCUCGCUGUCAUCGGUUUCAUCGCAGUUUACUUGGUCAUCGGUUACGGAGCCUCCCUACUGUGUAACCUCAUUGGAUUCCUUUAUCCAGCCUACAUAUCGAUCAAGGCCAUUGAAAGUGCCACCAAAGAUGAUGAUACUAAAUGGCUGACCUACUGGGUGGUGUAUGGAGUCUUCAGUGUGGCAGAGUUUUUUGCUGAUCUCUUCCUCUCCUGGUUCCCACUCUACUACACCGGAAAGUGUGCCUUCUUGGUGUGGUGCAUGGCUCCAACUGCCGCCAACGGAUCAGUCCAGAUUUACAACCGCAUCAUUCGACCAUUUUUCCUCAAGAAUGAAGCCAAGAUUGACGACGUGGUGAAGAACCUUAAGGACAAGGCAUCAGAAGCUGCUGACAAGAUCAAAGAUGAGGCCAAGAAAGCCACAGCCAACAUCAUGUUUGAAGAGAAGAAGAGCUCUUAAGAAGGAGGUUGUCCUGUCUACAGCGUCCUCCCUGGAGCGGACUCUGUUACAGAAGAAAUGUUGCCUUGAAAAUGUCUGUUUUUCACAGAGCCUCUGUUGAGUAUGUAACUUAAGUCUGUGGUAGAUGUUACACAUGUAUCAAUUAAAGCCAUUCCCCUGGUCAGUUUACUUAAUUAACUUUGCCUUCUGGAGGGCCGUCACAUAACUGUUAGCCCUGAUCUACUUUAUGAACCAAAUAAAAUCAAACUUGCUGA